This is a messenger RNA of Merops nubicus (carmine bee-eater), 1506 nucleotides long. RefSeq names its product sentrin-specific protease 2-like. The annotation marks the transcript as partial. The transcript is spliced from 14 exons. NCBI's taxonomy places the organism in Eukaryota, Metazoa, Chordata, Aves, Coraciiformes, Meropidae. Gene Ontology annotation, molecular function: deSUMOylase activity. Gene Ontology annotation, cellular component: nucleus. Gene Ontology annotation, biological process: protein desumoylation. The record is from RefSeq and is a predicted model, not a curated record.
GGUGCUGUGAAGUGAAGUCAGCCUGUUAGAAGCUCGCCUGUUGUUGCCAAACACUCUUCUGUGUGUUCUUUCCUCAGUGUUCAGCCACCUGUAGAAGAUCCUGACGAGGCUCAACCAAAAAACCAAAAAUCAGAUGCUGUCGCCUCUGAGCGUAAAGAGAAAGUUCCAGAAGUUUCCCCUGUGGUGAAGUUGCCAACCAAGGCAAAAAGGAAACGCCAUGCUUCUUGGAUCUCAGAGACUGCACAUGAGACUGAGUCCACUCCUCCUGGUCCUGCACCCAAAAGACCAGCACGUCCUGCAGCAGAAGUAGAAAUGCUACAGAUUGAUAAAAUGCCUUGUGGAACCAACACUUGCUUGAAUAAAGAAACACUAUCCCUUUCUUAUAAGACAAGCACAAGGAGUGGCACCAUCAAACCUGUUCCAGACAGCAUCUUAACACUGAGGCCACCCAUUAAGGAGCACACUGGGCCAGGAUCCACCAAUUUGGAAGCUGGCAGAAUUGGGAGGCUCUUCUGUACUGCUGAGGAGUAUCUUCAGCGAGGAGAGAAGGAGAAGUACAGACAGCUCCUGCAGCUGCUAAAGGAGAAGUACCCUGGGAGCCGCCCUCAGCCCCAGCUCGCCAGGUUCCGCACGUACUGCACAGCAGUGGAAAACUCCUAUGAACAGGGAAGAGCAGUGAAACAAGCUGUUGGAGGUAGACAGAAUGGAGAGGAGCUCUCAGAGGAGGUGUUACCCCGGGUAGGAGUGGCACCCACUGUGUACAGACUACCAGCUGACCUUGCUGUGGAAGAACAGAGGUUCCCAAGCUCAGACAGACCAGCAGAACGCUUCCCUCCACUCACAGAGGCCAUGGAGAGAGAGAUCAGUGCUGCAUUUGGCAAAGGUGAGCCAGAUGAGAUCAUGAGCAGUGCCUUCAAACUAAAGGUCACACGUGAGGACAUCCAGACCCUGGACAACCUUCGCUGGCUAAACGAUGAGGUCAUUAAUUUCUACAUGAUUCUGCUGGUGGAAAGAAGCAAGAAGGAAGGAUAUCCAGCAGUCCAUGCUUUUAGUACUUUCUUUUAUCCCAAAUUAACUUCUGGGGGCCAUGCAGCAGUAAGAAGAUGGACCAAAGGUGUGGAUCUCUUCAAACAGGACCUCGUCUUAGUACCUGUUCACUUGAGAUCUCAUUGGACACUAGCAGUCAUAGAUAUGAGAAAGAAAGCCAUCAAAUACUACGACUCACUGGGACAAAAAAGGGACAAGAUUUGUGAAACUCUCUUCAAAUACCUGCAAGAAGAAAGCCGGGAGAAGAGAAAAAUGGAGCUGGUUUUUUCUGAGUGGACUUUUCACAGCAUGGAGCCACACGAGAUCCCCCAGCAGCUGAACGGGAGCGACUGCGGGGUGUUUGUGUGCGCGUACGCCGACUACGUGGCCAGAGACAGAGCAAUGACCUUCACACAGGAUCACAUGCCUUACUUCCGCAAGAAGAUGGUGUGGGAAAUAAUCCAUCAGCAGCUGCUGUGA